This is a messenger RNA of Dioszegia hungarica, 939 nucleotides long. Its product is annotated as Formate/nitrite transporter. The coding region runs from base 1 to 939 and encodes 312 amino acids. Gene Ontology annotation, cellular component: membrane. Lineage: Eukaryota; Fungi; Basidiomycota; Tremellomycetes; Tremellales; Bulleribasidiaceae. Gene Ontology annotation, molecular function: high-affinity secondary active nitrite transmembrane transporter activity. The record is from RefSeq and is a predicted model, not a curated record. The transcript is spliced from 6 exons. Gene Ontology annotation, biological process: nitrite transport; transmembrane transport.
AUGUCUGACGCUCUUACACCCCCCGAAAUCACUGCUGCGCUCAUUGGUCUGGGCGAGAAAAAGGCAAAGCAGGCCUACCAUAUCACCUUCUUCAAGUCAUGGAUGUCAGCAUGGAUUCUCUGCUUCGGAGCCAUGCUCGUCCAAGUCAUCCAAGGCGGUUCCGGAACCCUCCGCACCGACUACCCCGGCCUCAUCACCCUCGUUGCCGCCUUUUUCUUCCCGGUCGGUCUCAUCAUGCUCGUCCUCACCGGUCAAGACCUCUGCACCGCCAACUUUAUGGUCGUCCCCAUGGCCUGGAUGAAGGGGCGCGUCAGGCUCUGGGAGAUCCCCGUCAACUGGAUCUUUGUCUUUUUCGGUAACCUCGCUGGCGCCCUCACCUUUGUCGCCUUCCUCGCCCACUGGUCCGGCCUCUACACAUCCGGCAUGAUCACCUAUUCGAUCGCCGUCGCUGUCAACAAGAGCAACCAGGGCUGGGGCGAGUGCUUCCUCCGUGGGAUUGGCUGUAACUUCUUGGUCUGCAUGGCCGUCCUCCUCGGUACCGGCGCCCGCGAGAUGGUCUCCAAGAUCGCCGCUCUCCACUUCCCCGUCUUUGUCUUCGUCAUCCUCGGCUUUGAGCACGUCAUCGUCAACAUGUUCUACAUCCCCAUCGGUAUGCUCAACGGCGCCAACGUCGGUGUCGGUCAGUACAUUGGCCGAUCCAUGAUCCCUUCUCUCCUCGGUAACAUCGUCGGCGGUCUCCUACUCGGUAUCCCCAUGCUGUGCUUCUACCACCCGCCAGAGCUUCCCUUCUUCAACCGCUUCUCCUCAGGCCGAACAGAGCCUGCCACCGGCUCCACUAUCGUCAGGCACGAGGACGGCGCCGAGACUCCUCCUUCCAUCUACGGGACGGAGGCUGAUACCACCUCCGCGGGCAGAAAGGUCGGGAAGGGUAGUUCGUAG